AAUCACGUGGCAGUGCGCACGUGCGAGUGCUACAUGGUCUCAGCUCAGCGAGCAUGGGCUGACAUGCGAACUGAGGGGGAGAGACUUGGAGCCGAGGCAGCUCAACCUGCUCGAAAGUGGCAUGAUGGACGCUGGGUUCACCCGCAUAUCCCGGACAUUGACUUGAAUGAUUUUCAACUGACUGAUCUUUCACUUGACCUGUGUUUCAUCGUUUCAUCAGUCUCAGACAGGCCAUCGGUAAGGAGAACGUGUGGCGAACUUGAUCUCAGACGCCGAGACUAGAUUCGGCCAUCACUCGGCCAAUAUCCCAAAGCUUGGCUGGCGCCUUGACAUCUACUACACUACGCAGUAUUCUUCCUGAAGCAUCUCCACCACGGUUACACUAAUAUUUUUCCCCCCACCGUUCAUCCCACGCAAGAACCCCACACAGAAUCCCGGCGAGAAUGUUCCGAAACCCACCGCCCCAAGGUCCCCGGAACCCGUCGGACGACCCCGUCGUCAUCGUCGGCGGGGGCCUUGCCGGCCUGGUGGCCGCGCACGAGCUCUCGCGCCGGCGCGUUCGGACCGUCAUCCUGGACCAGGAGAGCGAGGCCAACCUGGGCGGGCAGGCGUUCUGGUCGCUGGGGGGCAUCUUCUGCGUCGACUCGGCGGCGCAGCGGCGGUGGGGGAUCCGGGACUCGCGAGAGCUGGCCCUCGCCGACUGGAUGGGCUCGGCGCGCUUCGACCGCGACCGCGACGACCGCUGGCCGCGGCGCUGGGCCGAGGCGUUUGUCGACUUUGCCGCUGAUGGCAUGGAGCGCUACGUGAAGGAUAGGGGCAUCUCGUUCAUACAGGUCGGCUGGGCCGAGCGUGGUGAUGGGCGCGCCGGUGGGCAUGGGAACUCGGUGCCGAGGUUCCAUGUCACGUGGGGCACGGGGCCUGAGGUCGUGAGGGCGUUUGCGGAUCCGGUUAGGCGGGCUGCGGAGGAAGGGAUCGUCGAGUUUAGGUUCCGCCACCGCGUGGACGAGAUCAUCAAGGACGCCGAGGGCCGGGCCGUCGGGGUCCGCGGCGUCGUGCUGGAGCCCAGCGAUGGCUUGGCGAGGGGCGUGGCGUCGUCGAGGGAGGUAGUCGGCGAGUUCGAGCUGCGCGGCAAGGCGGUGCUGGUGUCGUCCGGCGGCAUCGGGGGCGACGUAGAGAAAGUCAAGAAGGCGUGGCCGGUGGAUCGGCUGGGCCCCAAGGUGCCCGAGAAUUUUGUCGUGGGCGUGCCGGCGCACGUUGAUGGCCGUAUGAUGGAGAUCGCCAAGGGCGCGGGCGCCAACCUAGUUAAUGCCGACCGUAUGUGGCACUACACCGAGGGAUUGGCGAACUGGAAUCCCAUCUGGCCCAACCACGGAAUCCGAGUGCUUCCGGGCCCCUCGUCGCUCUGGCUUGACGCGACGGGAAAGCGACUGCCUGCGCCCUUCUUCCCGGGGUGCGACACCCUCGGGACUCUACAGUACAUAUGCUCGACCGGCUACGACUACACGUGGUUCAUCCUGGACCGCUCCAUCAUCGCCAAGGAAUUCGCGCUAUCCGGCUCGGAGCAGAACCCCGACAUUACGGGCAAGAGCUAUCUCGGCCUCCUGCAACGCUUCUUCGGUAGCGGCGGGACAGUGCCGGUGCAGAACUUCACCAAGCACGGCCGGGACUUUGUCGUAAGAGACAACCUAGAGGAUCUCGUCAAGGCCAUGAAUGAGCUCGCCGACACAGUCAAUGGCCCCGAGCUCAAGUAUGAGGAGAUCAAAAAGCAGGUGGAGGAGCUGAACCUGCAGACACGCAACCCCUACACCAAGGAUGCGCAGGUGAUGCUCGCGCAGAACGCGAGGAACUACACGCCCGACAACUGGACGCGGGUCGCCAAGAGGCACGAGGUCGGCGACCCGAGCCACGGGCCCAUGAUCGCGGUGCGGAUGAACCUGCUCACGCGCAAGACACUCGGCGGGCUCGAGACGGACCUCAACUCCAACGUUCUCAGGGCGGGCGGCGAGCUGUUCCCGGGCCUCUACGCUGCCGGCGAGGCGGCAGGGUUCGGCGGCGGAGGCGUGCACGGGUACUCGUCGCUCGAGGGGACGUUCCUGGGCGGCUGCAUCUUCUCGGGAAGGGCGGCGGGGAUCGCUAUGGCGAGGGAGGUGCUGGGCGAGGAGGUGCUGCGGGAGGAGGGCUGAUAAGCUGACCGACCAAAAAGGGAUUUGUUUUUUUGGAUGGGUGUUGAUGGGUGUCACUAUGAUGGCGUACCUAGGUAAUCUCAUCUCGUAUCAGAACAUUACCUGACAUGUCAAACAAACUACGGCCGCCUACUUGUAUGCCUACUUAUAUGCCUACUAGUAUGCCUACUGGUAUGCCUAUCGGUGCCCGCUUUCUGGCUAUGUAUGACGGAGUAAUCGGGCACGGCAUCUUACUUGCAGGAAGUGAGGCCGGGACCAACCCUACCUACGUAGGUAAUCUGUACAUAUGUACUGCAUCUGACCCUUGCCUUGUCAUAUAUGUAGCUAAAUUGUCCAUGUUACGUACUGCCCGCAUUCCUUCCCG
Molecule: messenger RNA, 2547 nt
Organism: Phialemonium atrogriseum
Lineage: Eukaryota; Fungi; Ascomycota; Sordariomycetes; Cephalothecales; Cephalothecaceae
Product: FAD binding domain-containing protein
Exons: 1
Coding region: 444-2183 (579 amino acids)
Molecular function (GO): oxidoreductase activity, acting on the CH-CH group of donors
Source: RefSeq, a predicted model, not a curated record